Molecule: messenger RNA, 816 nt
Organism: Heterobasidion irregulare TC 32-1
Lineage: Eukaryota; Fungi; Basidiomycota; Agaricomycetes; Russulales; Bondarzewiaceae
Exons: 4
Source: RefSeq, a predicted model, not a curated record
AUGAGCCGCAACCCCACUCCAAUCCCCGCUCUGCAUUCCCGCUCGCAGACUCCCGCGUAUACACAUUCCCAUCUCUCGACACAAAUAAGUGCUCCACAUUCCCACUUGCAUAGUCAUGUACCCCCCUUCCAAGGCGACGCGCUCCCUGCGCGCGCACAGCUCGCCGCCGCCGCCGCACUUCCCGUCAUCGCAGAGAGUGGCGUGCGCAUUCCUUUUGGUGAUCUAUGGGCAGAUGCGCGAACGGUCGUGUUGUUCAUUCGUCACUUUUGGUGUCCACUGUGUCAGGACUAUCUGUUCUCUGUUGCGCGAGAAGUGGAGUAUGCGCGGUUGCGCGCCGCCGGCGUCCGGCUCAUCAUUGUGGGUUGUGGGUCGUAUGGGCUGAUCAAAUCAUAUCGACAGAUCUUCCGCAUGCCGUAUCCGAUCUACACUGACCCUUCUUUGCGCCUGCACCGCGCCCUCGGGAUGACACUCCGCGCCUCUCCUUCUAAUUCUCCUUCCACCCCCAAUUUCCCUCAUAUUCCUCCCCCUCCCACCACCGCUCAUUCUACACCCCCUUCCGCUCCUUCAUUUCCCUUUUCUUCCUCUGAUCCACACGCUAAGCAGAACUAUGUAAAGCACGGCCUCAUGGGUGGGUUCGCGAUGGUUGUGCGCCACGCGCUGCGCGUCGGUAUGCCGGUAUGGGAGCGCGGGGGCGAUGCGGCGCAACUCGGGGGCGAGUUCGUGUUAGGUCCUGGGUUGACGUGCAUGUACGCGCACAGGAUGCGCACACGCCGUGGGCAUGAACCUAUCCUGACCGUUCUCAGCGCAGCAGGCGUG